GAAUGGAAUCUGAAUGCUUCAGAGAGAACUCUCCAUGUGAAAAUUUAGAAGGCAAAGCCUUUCUUCAGGUGUACAAGGGUGUCCUCAAUUCCAAGGUCAGAGAGGACUCUUUGUGCACUUUUGCUAAGUGGGAGCCUAUUCACGGAAAAUUCCGCUUCCGCCACCCAUGGGGCCAAUAUCAAAAGCUCGGCGCUCUAUGUCGCCAGUGCGCUUCUUCAAUGGAGGCUCUUGCUUCGUGUGUCGUAGUCCUGAAAAAGUCUCAGUAUCCUGAAGCCAAUCCAGAGCUAUGCCUGAAACUUAGAGCUACAUGUGGUGCAAUGAGUUUGCACUCUGCAAAGGCGCUCAGAGGGCUCUCGUUGGCAGUUCGGACUAUGACUCUACCAUGUCAAACCAACGACAUGUCUACAGCGGCCAAAGUUGCAAGUGACUUCAGAACCCAGUUAUCAGAGGAUGCGGCUCUGUUGCAAGUGAUGCAUGGGGCCGUCGUUGCAUCUCUUCUAUCCGACGUAGUUAUUCAGAUCGAGAGAAUCACAGAAUCUACUAGCAAGCUAGCACGGCUUGCCCGCUUCACAAACCCUGAAAGGCCCCCAAGUGCUGUGGUUAUCAACGUAGAGGAUUGAUAGACAGAAUCAAUACUCCCUCUGUUUUCAAAGUAUAAGUCAUUUUAGUUUUGUUCUAGCUAGCAAAAUCAAACUUGUCUAAUAAAGUUAAGUAAGUCUAUAGAAAAAUAUAUUAACAAUACAAUAUCAAAUAAAUACACCAUCAAAAUGUAUUUCAUGGUGUAUCCAAUAUGAAUAUUGUAGAUGUUUGUGUAAUUUUUCUAUAAACUUAACCAAAAAUAGAUAAGUUUGACUUACAAUAAAACUAAACUAUCUUAUAUAUAGCUUGAAAUAGAGGGAGUAUCUCAUUACAGACUUGGAUAGUUGGAUACAUGUUUAUCCAUUAUCAUUCAUACCGCAGUCAAACCAUGUCAGCUUUACCUUGUUUUAAGCCUUGCAUGUCAUUACUUUCCGUCUGUGCUUGCUGAGUUCGACAUGAACUCACCCUUGCUAUAAUAAUUAAAGGUUGCUCGGACGAACAAGAGUACAAUUGUAACUUCCCUAAGGACUACCCUGAGUCACUUGGUUGUUAGGCUCGUGUGAUUCUGCCGUCGACCUUCCUGUGGCAAGGUGGUCCUGCUACGUCGGCGCCAAUAGUCUCACUUUUUGUUAUGGAACAAUUUAGUUUAUGCUUUCUGUUCGUACUUUGAUCCAAUGGCUUGUAAUAAUGAUAUAUUAUACUCUUUUAUGUAAUUCGUUUGAACAC
Messenger RNA from Sorghum bicolor (sorghum), 1305 nucleotides. Its product is annotated as aluminum-activated malate transporter 1. Lineage: Eukaryota; Viridiplantae; Streptophyta; Magnoliopsida; Poales; Poaceae. The transcript is spliced from 3 exons. The annotation marks the transcript as partial. Gene Ontology annotation, biological process: malate transport. Gene Ontology annotation, cellular component: plant-type vacuole membrane. The record is from RefSeq and is a predicted model, not a curated record.